Rubroshorea leprosula is the source of this 4489-nucleotide messenger RNA. The record is from the annotation of a GenBank genome assembly. NCBI's taxonomy places the organism in Eukaryota, Viridiplantae, Streptophyta, Magnoliopsida, Malvales, Dipterocarpaceae.
CUGUUUUUUCACCAUUUGAUUUGCUUCUCUCUACUUUUGUUACCUUGUUUUUUGUUCAUAUUUAUUUCUAAAAUCUCCAAAAAAGCAAAAAAGAAAAAAAAGGGGGAGGGUGGAAUCGAAGAUGGCCGAGGCCUUUUGUGUUCCUUUUGUUCAAAAUGCUCUUGGAACUGUUGUUGGGAACCGGAUCGAUCGGAUUUUGCAGCGAAAUCCGAUCAUUCUUGUCUUCAAGAUGAAGUCGAAUGUUGAUAAUCUGAAGGAACAAGUUGCUAAGCUCAAGGAAGAAAUAGGCCACGUGGCGCAAGAGACUCAAGCUGCUGAAGGAAGAGUGGAAGGUCCUGUAAAGAAGCUCGAGACUUGGCUGGAUGAAGCACGCAAGUUCAUUGAAGCGGCAAACACAAUAGAGGAUGAUGAAGAAAAAGCAAAGAAGAAGUGUUUCUUUGGGAUGUGUCUUAAUCCCCUGUCUCGUUACAAACUCAGCAAGAGGGCGGAAGAGGAUUCCCAGAAGAUUGCUAAGCAUGUGCAAAAAGUUCCUGGAUUCAAUCUUCGAACUUCCUACCCUGUUAUUCCACAGCGGGUAGUGGCUGCACCUGUCAAGGAUUUUCAGGAGUUUGAGUCAAGAACGGGUGAAUUGGAUGAGAUCAUGAAGGCAUUACAGAGUCCAAACAUCAACAUAAUAGGACUGCAUGGGAUGCCAGGUGUAGGGAAGACGAUGCUGCUCAAAGAAGUUAAAAGAAAAGCUGAGCAAGAGAAGUUGUUUAAUGCAGUAGUUAUGGUUUCUGUAGCAAAGAAGAAUCCAGACUACAGAAUAAUUCAAGAUGGCUUAGCAUUUGGCUUGGGUGUAGAGCUUUCUUUUGGGAUUGGAGAUCCGAGUGUUGCCGAUCCGCGUGUUGCCGAUCGGCUUAGAGCAAAAAUUUUGAAAGAGAGGAAGGUUCUCGUGAUUUUGGAUGAUAUUUGGGACAAACUAGAUUUGAAGGCACUUGGUAUUCCCUUCGAAGACCAGCAGAAAAUCAAUGUUGAAACUGGUUCAUCAUCCACAAAAGAUCAACAAAUGGAAUGCAAGAUCUUAUUGUCAUCUAGAGAUCUUAAUGUCCUGUCAAUUGAAAUGGGCACUCAAAAGGAGAUUGUAAUUAACCAAUUGGGAGAUCAAGAAGCGUGGCAAAUGUUCAAGAAGAUAGUUGGUGAUAGGGCUGAAAGUAGCGAGUUGCAGCCUACAGGCUUUGGGAUUGCCACAGAAUGUAAGGGAUUACCCCUUGCUAUUGCAACACUUGCAAAAGCUUUGAAAAAUAAGACUUUGCCUGAAUGGAAGAGUGCUCUACAAAGGAUGAAAAGUCCCUCUCCAAGCAACUUCGAGGGGAUACAUGCAAAAGUUUAUACUGCUAUCGAGGUGAGUUACAAUCACUUGGGAAGUGAGGAGCUCAAGCGAACUUUCUUACUUUCUAGUUUGCUGGGUCACAACAGUUUUAUUCAAGACUUGUUGAAGUAUGGUGUAGGACUAGGCUGGUUCUCACAAGCUAGUACAAUAGAGGGAGCUCGGAAUGAUUUAUUAACAUUGAUAAGUGAUCUGAAAGCUUCUUCUUUGUUGCUUGAUGGUUCUGACGGAGGGCGCGUUGUUGUUCAUGACGUUAUUCGUGCUGUAGCUUUAUCAAUAGCCGACAGGGAUUGUCAUGCAUUGCUCUUAGCAGGUGAUCGUUUACUAAAUGAGUGUUCAGAUGAGAAAGCACUUAAUGAUCUCAAAUGGAUACGUCUGGAAUAUCCUAAUAUGAAUGAGCUUCCUGAUGUGUUAGAGAGUCCUCAGCUUACUUUGUUUUAUUUGUAUAACAAGUAUCCUUCUCUGGAAAUUCCAGCAAACUUCUUCAAUGGAACGCAAAGACUCAGGGUAUUGGACUUGACUCGUAUGCAAAUUUCAUCCCUACCUUCAUCAAUUUCCCUCCUAAGGAACCUCCGCACAUUAUGCUUGGAUGGAGGCGUAUUAGGAGACAUAAGCAUUAUUGGAGAGCUGAAGAAUUUAGAAGUUCUAAGCCUUUUGAGGUCUGAUAUUAAAAUGCUACCAAGGGAAAUUGGACAGUUGACUCGGUUAAAGUUGUUAGAUUUGAGUGGCUGCAGUAAACUUAAAGUUAUCCAGCCGCGUGUCUUGGCGAGUAUGUCCAGAUUAGAAGAACUGUACCUGGAAAACAGCUUCAACAGAUGGGAGCAUGAUGAGCAUGAAAGUCAACGAAAUGCUAGCCUUGCUGAGUUGAAGCAAUUGAAGAAAUUGACUGCUUUGGAGAUACGUAUUCCUGAUGUUAAGAUGAUCCCAGAAGACUUGUCUUUUGAAAAGCUUGAAAGAUACAAGAUACUCAUUGGAGAUGCUUGGAACAAAUGGGAUAGUUCUGCUGAAAGCUCAAGAAUAUUGAAGCUGCGGCUGAGGGCAUCCAUAAGUUCUGAUUCUUCACUUAAACAGUUGCUGAAGAUGUCUGAAGAGCUACAUCUAGAGGAGUUGAAGGGUGUCAAACACAUACUCUAUGGGUUAGCUAGUGAAGGUUUUCAAAAACUGAAGUAUCUUCAUAUUCGCAAUGCUUCAGAUAUUCAAGGCAUCAUCAUGGACUCAGCGGGGCUUUGCAAUGCAUUUCCAACUUUGUUAAAAGUAAUAAAUGUUGAAUGUUGUAAUCAGCUGAAGAUGUUGUUCUCAUUCUCAACAGCUAGACAGCUUUUCCAACUCCAAGAAAUUGGAGUAACAGAUUGUAGAAACAUGGUAAAUAUUGUUGAUGAAGAAGGGAAAGAGGAUUUUGGGGAUAUUGUUGAAGCAACUGAUCAAAUGGUUAAGCUUGCCCAUUUGCUGUCCUUGAGACUACAAAAUCUACCGAAGUUCAUUAGCUUCUGCCAUGAAUAUGAUACAAGCUCGAGUCAUGUUCCACUUUUCAGUGAGAAGUUUGUGUUUCCAUGCUUGAAGAAGUUGCAACUAUCAUGGAUUAAAAUUACAACCAUAUGGCAUACUUCAGCUACAUCUUACUGCACUCAAAACCUUACAGAACUUAUUAUUGAGGGUUGUGAUAAUUUAGAACACUUAUUCUUAUCCUCUAUGGCUAGAGGUCUGGUGAAGCUUAGACACCUCAAAAUAAAUCAAUGCAAGAAUAUGAGGGAGAUUAUUGUGACGGAGAAUGUGGAAGAAAAGGAGAUUUCUUUCCCCGAGUUGGACUUCUUGCACAUAGAAAACCUUCAAAACCUUGUUGGAAUCUACUCGGGAAAUUGCCUCAUGGCAUUCCCAUCCUUGAAGCAAUUGACCAUAAAAAAAUGUCCAAAAUUGAAGGAGUUCACGGUUAAAUCUAUGAGUACAGAAAUAGCCACUGACAUAAAGCCUCUUUUCAAUGAACAGAUUAAGUUUACAAGGUUGGAGUUCUUAAGUAUGUCUCUUAACAUUCAACAAAUUUGGCACAACCGGGCUCCAGAAAUGCCUUCUUUUGUUCAAAAACUAAAAGAAUUGACUGUGGAUGGCUGUGAUAAUUUGAGAUAUCUAUUGACAUGCUCUACAGUUAAAAGUUUUGAGCAUCUUGAAUUACUGACAAUUCGAAACUGCAAGAUGAUGGAAGGGGUAAUAGUGGCAGAAGGAUUAGCAGAAGAAGAAAGGAGGAGCAAGAUGUUGUUCCCUAAUUUGCAAGCCCUGGUACUUGAAGGCCUUUCCAAACUCACAAGAUUCUGUCCUGAAAAUUGCAUUGAAUUCCCCAACCUUACACGACUUAAAAUAGGUGGAUGCCCUGUGUUGAAGACAUUCACCUCUAGUCCUGUUAUUGGAGACAUUGCUGUCAGUAGUGACAAAGCAGAAAACACCUAUGCGCCACCUUUCUUCAAUGAAAAGGUAGCAUUCCCUCAAAUAGAGGGCCUAAUUAUCUAUUGGAUGGAGAGUUUGAACAAAAUAUGGGCUGAUCAACUUGAUGGAGAUUCCUUUUGCAAACUAAAAGGCAUUAUUAUAGGUCCGUGUGAAAUGCUAGUGAGCAUUUUCCCAUUUAGUAUGCUGGAAAGACUUCAGAGACUAGACGAUCUGCGUAUUCUCGAUUGUGAUUCACUAGAAGAAAUAGUUGAAGCACCCAGUGCUAGCCAUUCACAAGCUCUGGUAGACACUCAGCCGACGUUGGUGGAAACUGACACCGAGUUCGUAUUUUCGAAAUUGACACAACUGAGGCUUGUCAGGCUACCGAAGCUCAAGGGUUUCUGCCAUCGAAUGCAUAUUAAAUGCCCAUCUCUGAAAUUAUUGGAAGUUUCUGAAUGCAAGCAAGUGCAGAUAUUUGCUUCGGAAUUUCCAAACUUCCAAAGAAUCAAUGGAGAUGAUCAACUUGAAAUUCAAAUUCAAUGUCCUUCUUUCUCGGUCAGCAAGGUACGGUCUGUAAAAACACUGCAUGUUGGGAUGCAUUAUUAGAUUUCAAGUUCCAGUAAAGCUUUCUCUUGAAGUCUACCUUUUUCGGUCAUUAGACGUUGCACUGGUUUUAAAAUGCAUUAAUAGAUUAAAAUAAUUCUG